GAACAGUCCGGUCACGGAUCAAGCAGCGCUCCAUCACUAAGGGAAUUUAUGUAUCGACUUUUUGGAAUGUACCGCGCCAACGUGCUUUCAGUGCACCAAGGACGCUAAAGGACAAAGUUGAAUGCACAACUUCUGCGUAAAAGUGUUUUGUGAAGGUUUUGGUAUGACUUGACUCACCAAAGUUUGACAGCUGCGUGACCCCCUGUGGUCUCCAUUUACUCAGCGCGUUUGCACUCUCACUUUGUUCGGUCUCUGGUCCGAAGUGGCGCUGCAGGACGCACGAGGAGAGCCGAUACGCACAAAGAUGGAUGUAAUGGAUGCGUUACCUGUAUUUGGAUCAACGUGAUGUGCCAAGUUGAGAAAAGGAGAACGCUUUAACUCUUCAGCAUUUUGUUUCACCUCAACCGUAAAAAUCACAAAGAAACAUGCUUUUAACAACUUUAGUCGUUGUCCUGUCUUUGCAAGACGUUGGGUUAAGUUUGAAAGGCGACGGUGCGUCCCGAUCAGUGCCAAUGGACUGCGUAAAGGCCAGUGAGCAGUGUCUGAGGGAGUACAGCUGCAGCACCAAGUACCGGACCAUGAGGCAGUGCGUGGCGGGUAGAGAGAGUAACUUCAGCGCGGUGACUGGCCCCGAGGCUCAGGGCGAGUGUCGCAGCGCCAUCGAAGCCAUGAAGCAGAGCCCGCUGUACAGAUGCCGAUGCAGGCGAGGCAUGAAGAAGGAGAAGAACUGCCUCCGGAUCUUUUGGAGCAUAUUCCAAAGUCUACAAGGUAAUGACUUGCUGGAGUACUCCCCGUAUGAACCUGUGAACAGCCGCCUCUCUGAUAUCUUCCGCCUGGCUCCUAUUAUCGCCGCCGAGCCUCCGUCCACAAAAGAGAACAACUGCCUGAGCGCGGCCAAAGCAUGCAACCUGAACGACACGUGUAAGAAGUACCGCUCCGCUUACAUCAACCCGUGCACCAGCCGCGUCUCCGCCUCCGAAGUCUGCAACAAACGCAAAUGCCACAAGGCCCUGCGACACUUCUUUGACAAGGUGCCCACCAAAUACAGCUACGGCAUGUUGUUCUGCUCGUGUCCGGCAGGGGACCAGACAGCUUGUGCAGAGCGCCGCAGGCAGACCAUUGUACCUGUGUGUUCUUAUGAGGACAAGGACAAGCCAAACUGUCUGUCCCUCCAGAACACCUGCAAGGCCAACUACAUCUGCAGGUCGAGAUUAGCAGAUUUCUUGAGCAACUGCCAACCUGAGCCACGUUCCAUCUCCGGCUGUUUGAGAGAAAACUACGCGGACUGCCUCCUGUCCUACUCCGGCCUCAUUGGUACAGUGAUGACACCCAAUUACGUGCGCUCGCAGGGGAUCAGCCUGUCACCCUGGUGCGACUGUAGCAGCAGCGGCAACAACAAACCCGACUGCGAUAGAUUCAACCAGUUCUUUUCAGACAACCGCUGCCUCCGUAAUGCCAUCCAGGCGUUUGGCAAUGGCACAGACGUGGGAGUGUGGCAGCCUCAGCCCCCCAUCGAGCCCACGGAGCCAGGCCUGACCCGGACCAGGACCAGAGACCAGAACAGUAACUCUCUGGACACGUUAACGGACAUGAGCAGACUCGACCUCAACUCAGACUCCGCCUUCAACACCUGUGGGAUGCAGGCUCAGAAACUGGUGUCUAAUGUUUCCAUGGACACGACCCUUUGUGUGAACCACCCUCUGGAUGAGUCCAGCUCAAACGCUAUAGCUCGCAGUGGCUCACAUGGACCUCCGAGUUCACAUCCACUUACUCUUCUCCUGGCGAUUCUCUUUUCUUUACCAUCAUCGGUCAAGUUUUACGAAGGAUUCAGACUUUGGUAGAAUCCAAAGACGAGAAUUCCUGUUUCUCAAGAACUAAAAGAAAAUAUUUUGUCUUGAUCGCUGGCCCUGGUUUGAGUGUGGACAUGAUUUCCCAGACUAUAAAAAAACAUGUUGACAAAAUGGCCGAACAGGCUAUAAACUAGACUGUGGUUACAUGUUGAAAAGACUGGGUGGACUUCAAUACUGUGUCAUGACAUUCUGGAUUUAAAUACAUUCAAAUGGAGGGCAUUGUGGACUACUCUCUGCUUCUUGUGCUGUGUGUGUCCAAGCACCACUUUGGAUCAAAAUUAUAAGUAAAACAGAAAUGCUGCUCAGUGGAUCAUGUUAAACAAAAGUAGGUUUAUUUUAUUGAUGUAACAACUAUCAAGUCCUGAGAACGUUUGGUUCAAAAUAUCUUCACAGAACAAAACACCAACAUAAACAAAUAGGAGUACAGUACUUGUUUCAACAGUUUAGGGCCAGUUUCUAUAUUGUAACUGUGGACUUGACCAUGUGGGGCUGUGUAAAGUUUUCCCAAAAGCUUAAAGAAGACAUAUUAUCUCAUGUUUUGAAUUAUUCAUGUAUGUUGGAGUCAUCUUUAUUUUCCUGCAUUUGAGACACAUUUCGGUACAAAUGAAAAAGAAUAAAGAACAAAUCACUUCAAGUCAUUUAUGAAGUCUUUUUUAAUCAAUAUGUAUGUCAAAAUGUUCAAAAUAUAACAUUACUAUACAGCAGACAAACGCAUAAUAUGUCUUCUUUAACUCUGUGUCAAAGUCCUGACUUCUGCUUCUCAGAUCAAAAGAGAACUACGCCAAGGAAGCCCAGGGUUAGGCUGCGUUCACACCUGCACAUUCACCGCAUCCAGCUUGGGACUAAACCAGGACUAAACCCCGACACUAAAGCAGGACUAGACUAGACAAGGACCAAACCAAGUCCGCAUCCCGGGCUCUAACUUAGGACCAAACGGUGUGUCUCAUUCCAGAUAGAUUGUCACACACAUUUUGUCUGUACAUAGAAAUCCCAGUGAGCAUACAAACAUGAGGUGUGCACUCUGUAACAGUACGCUGCUGCUGUGAUGAGCUUGUAUCAUAUUGUGUGUGCUGUUUCUAGCGUCUGGUAGUGUCUAUGGAGAUAAGGCCUCGGAGCUGUAGCUUAAACACUACCACUUUUAAUAAGACCUGACUCUAGUCUGUUCUAUUUUCAUCACGAGUGAAUAGUGUAUAUUUAUGGAGGAUUAACUGUAACAUGAAGAUCUAACAAAUGUAUUAAAUGAUAAAAA
Molecule: messenger RNA, 3099 nt
Organism: Periophthalmus magnuspinnatus
Lineage: Eukaryota; Metazoa; Chordata; Actinopteri; Gobiiformes; Gobiidae
Gene: gfra1b
Product: gdnf family receptor alpha 1b
Exons: 10
Coding region: 426-1841 (471 amino acids)
Biological process (GO): nervous system development
Cellular component (GO): signaling receptor complex; external side of plasma membrane
Molecular function (GO): signaling receptor activity
Source: RefSeq, a predicted model, not a curated record